This is a messenger RNA of Hypoxylon trugodes, 770 nucleotides long. RefSeq lists its product as uncharacterized. The record is from RefSeq and is a predicted model, not a curated record. NCBI's taxonomy places the organism in Eukaryota, Fungi, Ascomycota, Sordariomycetes, Xylariales, Hypoxylaceae. Bases 1 to 552 code for a protein of 183 amino acids. The transcript has 2 exons.
AUGGGCGAAGAGACUCUCGUUUCGUUACUGUGUGCAGAGCCAUGGCACCUCGACUCCAAUAACGAAUGCCAAAUCUCCUUUCAGAAAGAUUAUACUGGAGAGACAGAAUGGAGAUUACUCGAUCCCGACAUCGCGAUUGGUGAAUUAAACGAAGGAAUAAGUAACCGCGACGAUUCGAGCACGAGAACGAGUGACAGACCACGUUUAUUGAGCAAAUUCAAAAUUGAAAUCACCCUUACCAAACGCCACAUAACCUCCAGAGGUUCGCUAGACCACGUUACCAUCAACGACGAGCGACUAACAGACGCGGCAUUUGGGACUAAAACGUACUACGCGCGCCUCGAGAUGGGGUGCUUCCGCACAGCUUUCGAGCGUAGAGCGCACAACGUGCCCGAAUGGGCGCCUCCUUUUGCAUACCAACUCUCGUUAGACGAGUCGCCCUACCCGGCCCGACAGCUGUGGAAAGAUCCAGACGAGGCCCCAGAACCGGAAUGGUUUCCGUUUACGGAGUGGAAGGAAUUCUGCAGUGGAAAGAUUGUCAAGCAGGUAUAAUGGCCACCAGCACUCGGAUAUCCGGCGGAGUCGACGAUCCACAUUGUUUUCGGGGCCGUUUCCGACGACCAACAAUCUACCCAGGAUUAGAUCGCAUUCCGCGAACUCCCUUAGUCUUCGACUUAGACCAACCCCGCGAUCGACUGAAUGCGUCCUGACGCUACCAAGGCAGGUGCCCUUAUGUCAUAAAGACCACUGAUGAAUUCCAAACAAACCUU